Messenger RNA from Trichophyton rubrum CBS 118892, 1135 nucleotides. RefSeq lists its product as uncharacterized. The transcript has a single exon. Lineage: Eukaryota; Fungi; Ascomycota; Eurotiomycetes; Onygenales; Arthrodermataceae. Gene Ontology annotation, molecular function: O-methyltransferase activity. The record is from RefSeq and is a predicted model, not a curated record. The coding region runs from base 255 to 587 and encodes 110 amino acids.
GCUCGCCAGAACGGUUUAAAACAUCAGAUGACCCUACGGAAGCUGCCUUCGGGGUGGCAUUUCAAAGUGAGUGAGGCGAUUCAUAACUAAGGACCAAAAGAAAAAGCAAAAUAAGAAGGCAAAUAAAAGGGGGAAAAAAAAGCGAGGGGAAGGGAAGCAUAGACGCUAACACGAGCAACUAAAUAGCCAAACUGCCCCUUUACGAAUACUAUCACUCCGUUGAUACCGAACGCGGCCGCCGCUUCUCCCGAGCAAUGGCCGGCCACUAUGAUGGGCCGUUGGACAUGCCGAUUGAGUUGAUCUACCCGUUUGACGAUCUCCCCGAUGGAUCGACGAUUAUUGAUAUCGGGGGUGGCAAUGGCCAGAAUGUGAUCCGCUUGGUGAAGUCGCAUCCUCAGCUCGUUGCCAUUGUGCAGGACCACGUCAGCGUCAUAUCCAAUGCUGAAAAUAUGGUCAAGGAAAGUUAUGGGGAGGAAAUAGUCGGCCGGAUUACGUGGGAGGCGCAUGAUUACUACGCCCAGCAGCCUCGAAAGGGAGCUGAUAUCUACUUGUUGAGCCACGUCUUGAUGGACAACAAUGACGAGUAAGUUGUUCCCCAUUUUUAACCGUUUCGGCACUAUCUUUGGUGUCAAUUCCUGAUCCGGUAUUUGCUUCUUUUCACAGAAAGUGCGUCAAGAUGAUCCAAGAAAUUGCGAAAGUCAUGGACCCAGCUAAGUCGAAGCUAUUGAUCCACGAUUUCGUAGAUCUUCCGAGAACCGUUGGGGAGGGUGCUCGUCUGCUUGACAUGCUCGAUCUACACAUGAUUGCAAGCCUCAACAUAUACUCUCGUACUGAGUCAGAGUUUGACAGUAUCAUUGAGCGUGCUGCUGGCGAUUGGGGUUUGGCGAGACACAAGACGUGGCCAGGAAGAGGAUCUGCAGUUCUAGAGCUGCGCCUCCGUUCAACGUGUGGAUCGACUAGCUAAUCCAUCUGACAGCCCAUUUGAUAUCGCUGGGUGAUAUACGGAGUAUGACGGCGUCCAAUAUAUCUAACUUCUCGUCUGCCGUUAUAUCAGGCACUGCUCAGCUGCUGAUUGAUAAGCAGGCCAUAGUUAACUACCUCGGUGCCUUAGGUAGGCAGUAACUAGACCCUUUUU